This is a messenger RNA of Alnus glutinosa, 1723 nucleotides long. RefSeq names its product protease Do-like 8, chloroplastic. The record is from RefSeq and is a predicted model, not a curated record. Lineage: Eukaryota; Viridiplantae; Streptophyta; Magnoliopsida; Fagales; Betulaceae. Gene Ontology annotation, biological process: proteolysis. The transcript is spliced from 13 exons. Gene Ontology annotation, molecular function: serine-type endopeptidase activity; protein binding. The coding region runs from base 147 to 1544 and encodes 465 amino acids.
CUCCAACCAUCUCUUAUCUAUCUCUGUGAUUCUUAAACUUACACACUACACAGCCAAGUAGUACAUAUUAACACUAAUAAUCACCAGCAAUAAACUUCUGUUUUUUAUUGGGUUUUAAGCUUUUGAAAAAUUAUCGUAAUUUAGAGAUGCAAGUGUUAGCAUUCAAUCCUUGGCCUCUCCAAUCUCAUGCAAUCAGUGUUUUAAGCCGCCUCUUGGGUCGGCGCCAGCUCUGCUUCGACGGCAUAUCCUCCUCCGUUUGCUCCCACUCUCAGCCUCACCACAAUGAUUCCUCCAACGCCGACGUUCCUUCCCAACCCAUUUCCAUUCAAAGGAGUGUUAGGGGUCACUCAAAGAAUUUGGACAGAGUAAUGUGCAACAGUAUUCCAGUCACAACUCGGCGGAUUCUGUUUGCAAGUUUAUUCAUGUACUCCUGUUAUCAUCCUUCUUCAAGGUACUUAUCAGCACAGGCUGCAGGGGAUCCAUCUGUGACAGUUGAAGAAGUCACUCCUCCAGUAUUUCCUUCUGCCCCACUCUUCCCUGUUGAGGAAAGAAUUGUCCAACUCUUUGAGAGGAACACAUACUCUGUUGUCAAUAUUUUUGAUGUGACAUUGCGUCCUCAACUUAAUGUAACUGGUGUGGUUGAGGUUCCUGAAGGAAAUGGUUCUGGUGUAGUUUGGGACAGACAAGGGCACAUUGUAACAAAUUAUCAUGUAAUUGGUAAUGCCCUUUCCAAAAAUCCAAGCCCCGGGCAGGUUGUUGCACGAGUUAAUAUUCUAGCAUCGCAAGGGGUCCAAAAGAAUUUUGAGGGUAAAUUAAUUGGUGCUGAUCGUGCGAAGGAUCUUGCUGUCUUGAAGAUAGAAGCCUCUGAAGAUCUGUUGAGGCCAAUUAACGUGGGGCAGUCAUCUUCUCUAAGAGUUGGGCAGCAGUGUUUAGCAAUUGGGAAUCCAUUUGGUUUUGAUCAUACCCUUACUGUUGGAGUUAUUAGUGGACUGGAUCGAGACAUUUUUAGUCAAACUGGAGUCACAAUUGGCGGAGGAGUUCAAACAGAUGCAGCCAUUAAUCCCGGGAACAGUGGGGGUCCUCUACUGGAUUCCAGAGGAAAUUUGAUUGGAAUUAAUACUGCAAUAUUCACUCAGACAGGGACAUCAGCAGGUGUAGGUUUUGCCAUCCCUUCCUCCACUGUACUCAAGAUUGUACCUCAGUUGAUCCAAUUUGGCAAAGUUGUCCGAGCUGGUUUGAAUGUGGAGAUUGCUCCAGACCUAGUUGCAAAUCAACUUAACAUUCGGAAUGGAGCCCUCGUUCUUCUGGUUCCUGGAAGCAGUCUUGCAGCAAAGGCUGGGCUAUUACCAACCACAAGAGGUUUUGCUGGUAAUAUAGUACUUGGGGAUAUCAUUGUUGCAGUUGACAACAAAUCUGUUAAAAGCAAAGCGGAGCUGUACAAAGUGUGGGAUGACUAUAAUGUGGGAGAUAAAGUAGUCUUGAAGAUUCUGAGAGGCAAUGAAAAUGUGGAGUUGCCUAUAGUAUUAGAGGAAAAGAGUUCGUGACAGGGAGAUUGAUAUUGAUAUUGAUAUUACAAGAUAUUAUGAUUUCAUUUUCUUUUCUGUAUAUUAGGAAAAGAAUUGUGCUAUAUAUAUAUUAAAUGAGGAACUGCUGUACACAUUGUCAUUUUGGUUGUGAAGUUGGUUGAUUCGGAAUUUCUAAAAAAAUUCCAAUUAUUGAACAA